Messenger RNA from Pogona vitticeps (central bearded dragon), 3482 nucleotides. It is a transcript of the gene ESRP1, whose product is annotated as epithelial splicing regulatory protein 1. NCBI's taxonomy places the organism in Eukaryota, Metazoa, Chordata, Lepidosauria, Squamata, Agamidae. Gene Ontology annotation, molecular function: RNA binding. The record is from RefSeq and is a predicted model, not a curated record.
UACCUGCACCACGUGGUGGAGGGAGGAGUGGGCAGGUAGAACCACAUCCCCAAACAGCCCAGCGCGCAGCCAUUGCGUGCCUCCUAGGGGUGGAACCCGACGUAAGCUUCGGAAUUGGCUCCCGUGUAAUUAACCGUCCUCCCCAGGGGAGGGGAAAAAGGGGGGGCCAUUGCGGGGCCUGCGUCUCUUCCCCCUGAAACGAGGGCCAGGGCGAGUUGGGGUGGCUGUCGGUGUGGGGCUUGGGAAGAGGGGUCUGGGUUUUGUGGGGACUUCUCCUCCUCGCGCCCUCCACCUGAAGAGGGCUUAGGUGUGGCUGGCGGGGUGGCGCUCGGCUCUCCCUUUCGGCCCAGGGUGGUGAAGGUGGUGUCUCGCCCACCCCGGUUCCCUCCGCGGGCUUCGGUCGCGUCAGCAUGACGACGUCUCCCGACUACCUGGUCGUCCUCUUCGGGACCACCGCCGGGGCGAACGGGGCUCGGCUGGGCUCCGACGAGCGAGAGCUGAUCCAGCUCCUGUGGACGGUGGUGGAUCUGACCAAUAAGAAGGUGGGAAGUCUUCACGAAGUCCUCAUCGGGCCCGAGCACUUAGAGCUGACCAAGGAAUGUAAGGAAGAAACCUUUCUCUCGGAGGAGAGCCUGAGGCUCGCCCCGCCGCUGGAGCAAGCUCUGAGACAGUUCAACCAGUCUGUCAGCAAUGAGUUAAAUAUUGGCGUGGGUACCUCGUUCUGUCUCUGCACUGAUGGGCAGCUUCAUCUCCGGCAAGUUCUGCAUCCGGAAGCUUCCAAAAAGAAUAUCUUGUUGCCAGAAUGUUUCUACUCAUUUUUUGAUCUGAGGAAGGAAUUUAAGAAGUGUUGUCCCGAUUCACCUGAAAUAGACAAAUUGGAUGCUGAAGCCAUGGCAGAGUAUCUCAGUCUUGACAAGAACAACUCAACACAGCAUUUUGGAGUGUCUCAGGUGGAAAACAUGGGAAACAUCAUUUUAAAACUAAUUUCGGAACCAUACAAUCACCGGUUUUCAGAUCCAGAAAGGGUAAACUACAAAUUUGAAAGUGGAACUUGCAGCAAGAUGGAACUUGUAGAUGAUAACACCAUAAUUCGGGCAAGAGGUUUACCAUGGCAGUCGUCGGAUCAGGACAUUGCUAGGUUCUUCAAAGGCCUGAACAUUGCCAAAGGCGGCGCUGCACUUUGUCUCAAUGCCCAAGGCCGAAGGAAUGGAGAAGCUCUGGUUCGGUUUGUAAGCGAAGAGCACAGAGAUCUAGCCUUGCAAAGACACAAGCAUCACAUGGGCAACCGGUAUAUCGAGGUGUACAAAGCAACAGGCAAGGACUUUCUGAAAAUUGCUGGAGGCACAUCCAAUGAAGUUGCUCAAUUCUUGUCGAAAGAAAACCAAGUGAUUGUUCGGAUGCGCGGUCUCCCAUUUAAUGUGACAACAGAAGAAGUGUUAGCAUUUUUUGGUCAGCAUUGUCCUGUGACAGGUGGAAAAGAAGGGAUCCUGUUUGUAACAUAUCCUGACAACAGGCCAACAGGGGAUGCAUUUGUAUUGUUUGCCUGUGAGGAAUAUGCACAGAAUGCAUUAAAAAAACACAAGGACCUAUUGGGUAAAAGGUAUAUAGAACUCUUCAGGAGUACAGCAGCUGAGGUUCAGCAGGUACUGAACCGGUACUCAUCCACGCCUCUCAUUCCUCUCCCAACUCCACCUAUCCUUCCUGUACUACCUCAGCAAUUUGUGCCUCCAACUAAUGCCAGGGACUGCAUACGACUACGUGGUCUUCCUUAUGCUGCCACUAUAGAAGACAUUUUGGGAUUCCUGGGGGAAUUUUCAUCUGAUAUCAGAACUCAUGGUGUUCACAUGGUAUUAAAUCACCAAGGUCGUCCCUCUGGAGAUGCUUUUAUCCAGAUGAAAUCUUCUGACCGAGCAUUUUUGGCUGCUCAGAAGUGCCAUAAGAAAACUAUGAAGGACAGAUACAUUGAAGUCUUUCAGUGUUCGGCUGAGGAGAUGAACUUUGUAUUAAUGGGGGGCACUUUAAAUCGAAAUGGCUUAUCCCCACCACCAUGUAAGUUACCAUGCAUUUCUCCACCUUCGUACUCGUUUCCGGCACCUGCAGCAGUCAUCCCAACCGAAGCAGCACUCUACCAACCUUCGGUGCUCCUAAGCCCCAGGACCCUUCAGCCUUCCACAGCAUACUAUCCAGCUGGUACUCAGCUCUUCAUGAAUUACGCAGCAUAUUAUCCUAGUAUGCAACAGAGAAUGGAUCUGUACACACAGAUGAGUCGGCCAGGUCAGUGCUCAAAGAACGGGUUUGUCUUUAAAGGUCCAAGCAGUUAGAUUUUCGGAGCAAGGUUCCACCUGACUUUCUGCACAACGUCAACAGCCCAAAUGGAGAUCUGUCUUUGACCACACUCUAAAUUCUACAGUGGCUGGAACCUAGCACAAGAAAUUUCCCUCUGCCUAGGAUACCUGCCUAUGUCCGUUUUGGGGUAUGGUUUUUUAAAAUAGCGGAACACGUGUAUCCAUGGGAACACUUCUCCCUCCCUCUUUCCCUGCAACGCAAACUUGACAUUCAAUCUUUGGGGGCACACACUACUUGAGAGCACAGUUGCCAGAUUCACGAGGAAGAAAUAUAUAUGGAUUUUCUCACCCCAUAUUCAAAAUGUUAAAAUUAUUCUUCUAUCACACAGGGAUUCACACAUUAUUAACAUUUGUUGAAAUAACAUGCUGUGAUUAAACCAGCCCAUCUUUUUUUAUUUGCACACAUGUGAUUUUUUUAUAUUAAAAAAAAAGACCCUGCGAUUAUAUGCUUUGGCUUUUUAUUAAAAAUGGUUUUGUUUUGUAUAUAUUUAUUUGUUUAAAGAUGUAUCUUUGGAUUCUAGCCAGAUUUAUCUGAUGGUGUACAAAAUGGUUAAGAAUAGAAAAGGCAAUACACUGGAGGAAAAAUACUGUAACAUAACAUAAAAUAUAUAUAUUAUAUAUAUAAAUAUAUAUACAUACAAUAUGAAAAAGGAAUGCUCUGAACUUGGAUAUUGCACAUAUGGCUACUGUAUAUUUAAGUUACUGUCUCAAGAUGUUCUGAUGAUGCACAAAACCUCCAGCAUUUAUGCUCCUCCUCCACAAAACUGAUGACAGAGAACUUAAUUAUUAACAUCAUAUCCAACACUAUGUUUGUGGGAAAUCAUGGAAAAUGCAACACUUGCUUCCAAUAGUCUUUACUGUGGAGGAAAUAAUUAAGUUUGGUAUCACUGGAGGUUUCUGAGGGUCCAGGAGUUCUCAUAUGGAUAUUGAAUACCUGACUCUACUGUUGAGAUCAAGAAUAAAUUGUUACUGAAAGCAUGAACAUUUGAACUAAAUAAAGGGCUAUAUCACUGUUAUAGAAACUGGUUUGAGCGGCUCUAUAUGGGUACCAUACAAGUGUGAUAGGUGUGGAUGCUCUGAUCCUUGAUGUGUGUUGUAUUUGUGUUGUUCACACAUAUUAAAACUGUUUUAAAUUCA